GAAAUUUUAAGCCAUGAGAGACGACAGACAACGAUUCCAGCUACCAGCAGUGGCAAUAGUUUUCAUAUUGGUUCUACAGCCCUGCUUUGCCCUGCCCUUUGGCACUGGUUCUAGUAAUGAUAUUGAUAUCGAUGGAAACUAUCAAAACUCCAGCGGCGGAAGGCCCGUGGAUUAUCACACGGUUGUGGGUCAUUUCAAGGACUUCUUUAUGCACCUUCCCGUUAUGAUGACCACCAUUAAGGAGACCAUGUCAGGAUUUCCUAAAUUCGCCGAGGGAAUGCGCAUACUGACCUCUGGCAAAGGACGUGUCGAUGGCGAGGACUGUAAGUGCAGCCAAAACGGAUUAACGAGCAGCGAAAUCUUGGAUUCAAAUGGAAGAUUUGGUUGAUACUAGCUUGGGAGCUGAGCCAACACAACU
Messenger RNA from Drosophila kikkawai, 418 nucleotides. RefSeq lists its product as uncharacterized. NCBI's taxonomy places the organism in Eukaryota, Metazoa, Arthropoda, Insecta, Diptera, Drosophilidae. The record is from RefSeq and is a predicted model, not a curated record.